GACCACCCUUAAUCUUUCGAGGAUCUCGUUCUUUCUGCCUGCCAUAGCGGCAAGCCCCUCGGAGAAAGUGCGGUUCUUUCUCCUUAUCACCUGCUGCAUCCCCCUAACCAGCAGGGAUUGCAGUACCUUAUCUUUCCACUUCCAGGCGUGUCUGAAGACCUGGCACCAAAGUGACCAGGAGGCAGAGAACUUCAGAGGAGUCUGGUCCUGGGCUGCCCAUGGGUGAGUGAGUGGGAAGGUCCGGGACUGCAGACUGGUGGCGAUGACCACUCUCCCAGCAGCAGAAACCUGGACAGACGGCGGUGGAGGCGUGGGUGCGGACGCUGGGAACCUGACUGCCUCGCUAGCUGCCGGGGCGGCCAGGGGGGCAGUUGAGACUGGGUGGCUGCAACUGCUGGUCCAAGCUGGCAACCUCUCCUCCUCCAACUCCGUGCUGGCUUCCCCCGCGCCCUCCCAGCCCCAGGCCAACCUCACCAACCAGUUCGUGCAGCCGUCCUGGCGCAUCGCGCUCUGGUCCCUGGCGUAUGGGGUGGUGGUGGCAGUGGCCGUUUUUGGAAAUCUCAUCGUCAUCUGGAUCAUCCUGGCCCACAAGCGCAUGAGGACUGUCACCAACUACUUCCUUGUGAACCUGGCUUUCUCCGACGCCUCCAUGGCCGCCUUCAACACGUUGGUCAAUUUCAUCUACGCGCUUCAUAGCGAGUGGUACUUCGGCGCCAACUACUGCCGCUUCCAGAACUUCUUUCCUAUCACAGCUGUGUUCGCCAGCAUCUACUCCAUGACGGCCAUUGCGGUGGACAGGUAUAUGGCUAUUAUUGAUCCCUUGAAACCCAGACUGUCUGCCACAGCAACGAAGAUUGUCAUUGGAAGUAUUUGGAUUCUAGCAUUUCUACUUGCCUUCCCUCAAUGUCUAUAUUCCAAAACCAAAGUCCUGCCAGGUCGUACUCUCUGCUUUGUGCAAUGGCCAGAAGGUCCCAAACAACAUUUCACUUACCAUGUUGUCGUCAUUAUACUGGUGUACUGUUUCCCAUUGCUCAUCAUGGGAAUCACAUACACCAUUGUUGGAAUUACUCUCUGGGGAGGAGAAAUCCCAGGAGAUACCUGUGACAAGUAUCAUGAGCAGCUAAAGGCCAAAAGAAAGGUUGUCAAAAUGAUGAUUAUUGUCGUCAUGACAUUUGCCAUCUGCUGGCUGCCCUAUCAUAUUUACUUCAUUCUCACUGCAAUCUAUCAACAACUAAAUAGAUGGAAAUACAUCCAGCAGGUCUACCUGGCUAGCUUUUGGCUGGCAAUGAGCUCAACCAUGUAUAAUCCCAUCAUCUACUGCUGUCUGAAUAAAAGAUUCAGAGCUGGCUUCAAGAGAGCAUUUCGCUGGUGUCCGUUCAUCGAAGUUUCCAGCUAUGAUGAGCUAGAGCUCAAGACCACCAGGUUUCAUCCAACCCGGCAAAGCAGUAUGUACACUGUGACCAGGAUGGAGUCCAUGACAGUGGUGUUUGACCCCAGCAAUGCAGACAACACCAAGUCCAGUCAGAAAAAAAGAGCAACGCCAAGAGACCCAAGCUUCAAUGGCUGCUCCCGCCGGAAUUCCAAAUCUGCCUCCACCACUUCAAGUUUCAUAAGCUCACCCUAUACCUCUGUGGAUGAAUAUUCUUAAUUCCAUUUUCUGAGGUGAAAGAUGAGGCCAUCAUCAUGCCAGCCUAGGACCCCAUUCUCCUACUUAUUAGUCCUGUCCUAUAUACUCUCUAGAAACAGAAGGCAAUUUUUGGCAGCUAUAGUCAAACUGAGAAAGGCAGGAUAUAAAGGUGACAAAGACACUAAUAAAAUCUUAGUUUUCACACAAAAUAAAAUGGGCUUUAAAUUUAUUAUUUUAAAACUCUAAAUUAUUAUAUGGAACAAACAAAAAUAUGUCUGAAAAAUACUUAUGAACUCUCCAGUCUAUCUCAUUUACAAAUUGCAAUAUACAUUUGUGACAUUAAAAUAACAUAUAGCUUUUCCAAGAGAUUAAAGAUCAUUUAAAAUGUAAUAUUGUAAAUUAAGGAAAACAAAAUCUAUAUAAAAUGGACAUUUUGCCUAGAGAAAUAAAGUGGGAGAAAAAAAGGUAAAUGACUCAUUUUCCCACUACAGUAAUGGAAAAUUAACCUCAAGAAGUAGGAACUGAAAAUCUUUGCUAAAGAAAACUCAUUUUGUAGAAUGUAAAAGUUUAAGGAUUUAAAGAUUUCUUACAUGGCAUUGAACUGAAAAGAAAAUCUAAUUAAAUCAUUAGGCAAAUGUACAUGUCAUUCUCUUGAUAAUUUUUUCUGAGAAAGUAAAAUUUGUAAAAAUUAUAUACUUUUGACCAUUACAUAGUUUUAAAUGCCAAGCUAAAAAGUAGUCAAAGUUAGGACCUUAAAAAAUAUAAAGGGCCGGGCGCGGUGGCUCACGCCUGUAAUCCCAACACUUUGGGAGGCCGAGGCGGG
Molecule: messenger RNA, 2450 nt
Organism: Cebus imitator (Panamanian white-faced capuchin)
Lineage: Eukaryota; Metazoa; Chordata; Mammalia; Primates; Cebidae
Gene: TACR3
Product: tachykinin receptor 3
Exons: 5
Coding region: 263-1648 (461 amino acids)
Biological process (GO): G protein-coupled receptor signaling pathway; positive regulation of flagellated sperm motility
Cellular component (GO): sperm midpiece; plasma membrane
Molecular function (GO): tachykinin receptor activity
Source: RefSeq, a predicted model, not a curated record